GGCAAAGGAUCUUCGUUUCAUUCUUAAUCUCCUACCUUGUAUCGGUUGAAGAGAGAAGAGGAACCUGCCCAGCGUUUCUGGAUUGGUCAAAGCUGCCGAUGGAGGUGUUUGAAUCUGAUAUCCACCAGGUGUUUGUGAAAUUGCUUAAUGGAAGGCACAGGAUCAUAAAUUUUACUACCCCUUCCAUCUCCGUCUCCACCCUGAAACACCGCAUUCAGACACUGACCUCCAUCCCCUCUCACUUCCAGCUCCUCCUACUCAAUGAUUCGCGUAUCCUCCAUGACCACCAAACCCUGAAUAUAGCUAAAUCCCUCGGAAACUUUUUGUUCGAUGAAACCCUAGGUGGUUCCACUUGUAAGACCCGAUUUUCUCAAAAUCAAAAUUUUAGUGGAUUGUCCUCCUCGGAUUUGUCCGGAAAUGCGGUGGGUUUUGAUGGGUCGCAGGAUUUUGCCAAGUUUCCGGUGGUGGUGCAUUUGUUGCUGAGGCUUAGGGGUGGAAAGGGAGGGUUUGGAUCAUUGCUGAGAGGGGCGGCGACCAAGGCCGGGCAGAAGAAAACGAAUAAUUUCGAUGCUUGUAGGGAUAUGAGUGGCCGGAGGCUGAGGCACGUCAACGCGGAGAAGAAGCUGGAAGAGUGGAGGGCAGAGGCGGAGGAGAGGAAGUUGGAGAAGAUGGCCGAGGAGUAUAUCAAAAAGAAGGCAAAGGAGGUGGUGAAGAAGGGGAAGAGCAAUGGGGGUGAUAGUGCUGAGAAGUAUGUGGCUAAGUAUAGGGAGGAUUCAGCCAAGUGUAUGGAGGAGGUGGAGAGGUCAGUCAGGGAGUCAAUUAAGGGGUUGGUGAGCUCGAAGAGGAAGAGUAGCGCGGUGGGAGGUGAAUCUGAUUCCAAGCGCUUGAAGAUAUGGAUGGGAAAGAGAAAAUUUGGUGAUAGUGACAGUGAGGAUGAUAGUGAUGAAGAUGAAGAAGGGGCGGACAAUAAAUCUGUUAUUAUAGAUAGUGGGAGUCAUUCAGAUUCAAGCAAAGAAGCAGAAGGAAGUUCAAGUUCAUUUACUGGUGGAAAACAUGAUGAUGGACAUCUUGAUCAAGGUUCCUCUGGGAGUGGCUCUGAGGAAGAAGGCAAUGUUAGUGAAGAAUCUUUUAGACCAGGUAGAGGUCCGGAUGUAUGUGGUGAUGAUGGCACAAGGAAAAGAAAUAAUAAUGCUUUAGAGAGUCUUGCGGAAAAUAUGGAGCAUCAUGGAGUUGAUGUAAAUGUGCCUGGUACAUCUCACUCUUCCAAUGUAGAAAAAAUAACCCAGGUACCUGGUGUCUCUUGUUUAAAGGAAGUAGUUCCUUCUGCUGCAGAAGUGCCAGAGCCAGUUCAGGAAGAAUCAUUGUCUGCGAGUGCAGUAGUUCAAGACUCAGACAAGCCCCUCAACUUUGAUGAAUAUCAUUCAGCAGGGGAAUUAGAGGCUCUUGGCAUGGAGCGAUUAAAAUCAGAACUUCAAGUCCGGGGUUUGAAAUGUGGGGGUACCCUGCAAGAACGUGCAGCCAGGCUCUUCCUGCUCAAGACCACACCAUUGGAAAUGCUUCCAAAGAAGCUGUUUGCCAAGAAAUGAAAUAUCUUGUGUGCCUCAACUGACUUGGUUCAUCAUUUUGCUCUAGUUCAACCAUAUGUGAUAUAGGCUGAAGGUUUAUGUCAGAUGCUAUAGAAGUCUGUAAAUCAUUGUGCUCUUCUUCUUGUUAUAGAGACUGUAUUUCUUCA
Messenger RNA from Sesamum indicum (sesame), 1732 nucleotides. Its product is annotated as Ubiquitin-like superfamily protein. Gene Ontology annotation, cellular component: nucleus. Gene Ontology annotation, molecular function: protein binding. Lineage: Eukaryota; Viridiplantae; Streptophyta; Magnoliopsida; Lamiales; Pedaliaceae. The record is from RefSeq and is a predicted model, not a curated record.